Dentiscutata heterogama is the source of this 858-nucleotide messenger RNA. The record is from the annotation of a GenBank genome assembly. NCBI's taxonomy places the organism in Eukaryota, Fungi, Glomeromycota, Glomeromycetes, Diversisporales, Gigasporaceae.
AUGGUUUCGAAAAAUACCUCUAUUUCUUCUGUUAAUAUUAUCCCAAUAUUACCAGACACGAAGGAAAAAUUAUUAGCUCUACUACAUGAAGAAGAGCGACGAAGGUUUUCGCCUGAAAUGCAAAAAAAAUAUUAUGAUGUUGGGAACGAUCCUACAUGUGGCAAAGAUUGGAUGGAUGUUACUGAUCAGAUGCAGCUCGAGUUGGUUCGAGAGUUUGGAUACUCGGAUGAGGCUGUACAAUUGUUGCGACGUGCACCACAGCUUUAUCCAGAUGAUCCUGAAUUCCGUACAACUCAAGUAUAUGUUCGCAAUAAUAUUGCUAAUAUUGGAAAUCUUACUGAAGGAAUGCCAGCACCUGAUUGCCCAUUGGUUCCAUUAGAAUCUUCUAAUGAUUCAUCAACUUUAGUUUCUUUACGCUCACUUUGUAAACCAGGACGGCCUCUUGUUCUCCUUGGUGGAUCAUAUACUUGUCCUCUAUACCGAUAUAUAUCUCAUGUUCUCAAUGAUAUUUAUACGAGAUAUAAAACUCAUGUAGAUUUUUAUAUGAUUCAAAUUCGAGAAGCACAUGCCUCUGAUGUUUGGCCAAUUGGUAACAUUGUAGAUGUCAAGGAGCAUCGUACAUUAUCUGAUCGUUUAACUGCUGCACGUGAAAUGGUUAAAAAAACCCAUUUAGAAAUUCCUGUUUUAGCAGAUACAAUGGAUAAUAAUUUCUUAAAAUUGUAUUCACCAUGGCCAUUCCGUUUUUUUGUCGUUGUAGAUGGUAUUUUAAAACUUGUUGGAAUGCCAAAAGAAGCACGUUAUGAUACAACAGAUCUAGUUGAAUGUUUAAAUAAUCUAUUAUGCAGCAAAAAGGACUAA